This is a messenger RNA of Anthonomus grandis grandis, 3181 nucleotides long. RefSeq names its product DNA excision repair protein ERCC-6-like. The transcript is spliced from 3 exons. The record is from RefSeq and is a predicted model, not a curated record. Gene Ontology annotation, cellular component: nucleus. Gene Ontology annotation, biological process: transcription-coupled nucleotide-excision repair. NCBI's taxonomy places the organism in Eukaryota, Metazoa, Arthropoda, Insecta, Coleoptera, Curculionidae. Gene Ontology annotation, molecular function: ATP-dependent chromatin remodeler activity; ATP binding. The coding region runs from base 229 to 3072 and encodes 947 amino acids.
AACGUUUCUCUACUAACGUUAUUGGCUCAAUAACAAUAGUAGGGGAUGUCGCGAUAAUCGAUAUGCAACCAGUAUAUCGUAAGCCCCCAGUUCUAUUACUUCUUGUGUGUAACAUUUUAAGACAAAUGUGUUAUCCAAAUUCCUAAUUUUUACUAAAAGUCUUGUACUUAAUUAGAAACUACUUAAUUUAAAGCCAAACUAGUAUUUGCUAUUAUAUUUUUGUACCUAAUGGAAAUAAUCAAAAAAUCAACUGAGGUGGACCAAGAUGACAUCAAAGCCCUGGCCUCUAAGGGCAUUGAAAUUUGGGGAGUAGCCCAGGAAAGCCUUGAAAAUCAAGCCUUAAAGGAAUUGGAAAUAUUUGUUGAAGAAAAUAAGACAAAACAACAAAGCACUCUUGAUCAAACCACUGUUGGUAAUCUAGCUUUUUACGAGUCCAAUUUGGAACAUAAUUUUUCCAAAAAUGUGGUUAACAACAAGUCACUCUCAGAUGAUGAAAUAUCACCAGAAGAUUCUGAUUACAUUCCAGAUGAAGUAGAAGGAACUGAUGAUGACUAUCAACCUGAUCCAAUUAAAUAUAUUAAGAUUCACAAAAAAUCAAAAAAACGUCAACGACAAAGAGCAAAAAAAAAAGGUAUUACCAGCAGUGAUGAUGCGCUUGAUAAAAACUAUAAGGCUCGCUUGGAUUUAUACUAUAAAAGGCUUGAAACUGAAAUGCAAAGUCUAGCAGUGCAGACCAAUAAAAAUAAAAAAGAUUAUAUAAAACUGAAAGGAGGCCUUAAAGUGCCUAAAGAUGUGUGGGAGAAGCUGUAUGAAUAUCAGAAGGAAGCAGUUUAUUGGCUAUGGGAGCUUUAUCAGAGAUUAACAGGAGGUCUUUUGGGAGACGAAAUGGGGCUAGGAAAAACUGUUGAAACCAUAGUAUUUCUGCAUGGUUUACAAUACUCUAGUAUCAUUUCAAAAUAUGGGCACUUUACAGGACUAGGUCCUAGUAUAAUUGUUUGCCCAGCAACAAUAAUACAUCAGUGGGUAGAACAGUUUCAUGUUUGGGCCCCAGAAUUCCGAAUAGUAAUUUUACAUCAGUCGGGCACCUUUCAAGGAUACAUGCCUAACCUAAUCACGAAAGCACAUAAGGAGAAGUGUAUUCUAGUAACAACUUAUGCUGGUAUUUUAAAAUAUAAGGCGCACAUUUGUGAGUACCACUGGCAUUAUUUAAUUCUUGAUGAAGGUCAUAAGAUAAGAAAUCCUGCAGCAAAAGUGACUGUUGCCAUUAAAGAAAUAAGGACUCCUUAUAGAAUUUUGCUCACCGGAAGCCCUAUGCAAAAUAAUUUAACUGAAUUAUGGAGCUUAUUUGAUUUCACCAAUCCAGGAAUGCUUGGAAAUUUACAAAUUUUUACUGAAUAUUUUGCCAAUCCUAUUUUGCAUGGAGGAUUUACCAAUGCCACCCCAAUACAAGAAGCUACUGCUUUAUCCGUAGCUUCAACGUUAAAAAAUGUUAUUAGUCCGUUUUUGCUCAGGCGAAUGAAAAGUGAAGUUAGGGACGAUAUACAUUUACCUUACAAAAGUGAGCAGGUGCUAUUUUGUUCACUUACUGAACAACAGAGAGAUUUGUAUAAGGACUAUUUGAUGAGCGAACAGGUGAAUAAUAUACUUGGCAGGGGGGUCAAGCAGUGGAGGAGUGAUAAUUUUUUAAGGGCCAAUAUGUUGAUGGCCAUUACUGCUUUAAGAAAAAUCUGUAAUCAUCCUGAUUUGUUUUUAAAUGACGAUAGACCAAAUGAAGACUCUAAUUACAAAAACUCUGGAAAAAUGGUUGUAGUCUCAGCUUUGUUAAAAAUUUGGAAAAAACAGGGACAUAGGACAUUGCUCUUUUCACAAGGCAGGGCCAUGUUAAACAUUUUUGAACGCUUUCUAGAUAACCAUGGGUAUAAGUACUUAAAAAUGGAUGGUGCAACUAAUAUAUCAUCCAGGCAUAGCAUGAUAGAAAAAUUCAACCAAAAUCCCUCUUAUGAUGUAUUUUUGUUGACAACUAGAGUAGGUGGAUUGGGAGUAAACUUAACUGGGGCCAACAGGGUAAUAAUAUAUGACCCAGAUUGGAAUCCAGCUACAGAUAUGCAAGCAAGAGAAAGGGCCUGGAGAAUAGGGCAAGAAAAAUCUGUAACUAUUUACAGGUUAGUUUGUGCAGGUACUGUUGAGGAAAAAAUGUACCAAAGGCAAGUGUGGAAGCAGCUGUUAAGCAAUAAGGUUCUUAUAGAUCCUACAACUAAUAAAUUUUUUAAAUCUUCAGAUUUAUUUGACUUAUUUUCAUUGCCAGAGUCAACAAAAUCGGAGACGGCCAAUAUCUUUACAGAAUCUCGAGUUAGGAUACAGAAGAAAAUUAACGAAAAGGGAAAGAUACAUUUUUCUGAGGGUAAGGUAAAAGAGAUGACGGAUUUAGCUCAAAAAAUAGCCAAAAGUAUAACAAAAGAAGAUUUAGUUGUGAAGAAGAAUGCAUACGAACAAGAAUUAGAAGAGAAUAGACAAAAGCGAUUAGAAUUGAAACAGAAAUUAAAGAAAUUAACUGCGCCCGAACUGAUGGAGUAUAACAGAAAAAAAGCUUUACAGGAGGAAAAUGAUCAAAUUAACCAAAUCGAUAAUAAAGUGACAGAGGCAAGCUUUGAUGAAGCCUUAGAACGGAGUUCUAAAAUGGCCAAGCUUUACCAUAAAAUGGUUCAUGGCGAAAUAAAAUGCAAAGUAAUCAAUGAAAUGAAAUCCAAUAGCAUUCCAAACAAACGCAAACGUAAAGAAUUGUCAGUUGAUACUUCUGGUAACAUUGAUGGUGAACAAGUAGAAGGACUUGUAAAACGUGAAACUAAGAAAUAUUCGUGUAAAAAAGCAAAACUGUCAACCAAAAGCUCAGAUGAUUAUAUUUUGGAGCAUCUGUUAACAAGAAAGGGGGUUUCGGACGUAUUGGAGCAUGAUUCUGUAUUAAAUGGGGGUAAGAAGAGGCAGACUCUUAAGGAUAGGACUCUAGCAGAUGAAAAAGCGUCUGAAGCGUUAGAUGCCCUAAAGAAGUCGAGGGUAGACAAAUGGAAAUGGUAAUUAAGUUUUGAAACUUUUUUUGUGAUAUUUUUGCUUAUGCUAGCUGGUAAGAUUUUUAAUUAUUUUUUUAGUAUUUAUUGUUUCAGGCAAAAUAAAUAUGUUUUUCAAA